This is a messenger RNA of Exophiala mesophila, 1818 nucleotides long. RefSeq lists its product as uncharacterized. Lineage: Eukaryota; Fungi; Ascomycota; Eurotiomycetes; Chaetothyriales; Herpotrichiellaceae. The transcript has a single exon. Gene Ontology annotation, molecular function: beta-glucosidase activity. Gene Ontology annotation, biological process: glucan catabolic process. The record is from RefSeq and is a predicted model, not a curated record. The coding region runs from base 1 to 1818 and encodes 605 amino acids.
AUGGCAGCCACUGCGCCAAGCGCGGACAAGUUCUUGUACCAGGACAGUUCACUGUCCAUAGAGGAGCGAGUGCUAGAUUUGUUGGGUCGGAUGACAAUCCAAGAGAAGGCUGGUCAACUGUUCCACAACAUGAUCUCCAUGGGCCCCGAAGGAAGCCUGGCGGAGGAAAACCAGGACUUUGGUUUGCCAUCGACGACGGACCUAGUCGAAGACAAGUUGAUGUCGCAUUUCAAUCUAAUAGGGCCCAUCCACGAUCCGACCGUGGUAGCUACUUGGCACAACACCUUACAGCAACACGUCUUGGAACAUACAAGACUAGGUAUCCCGAUUACACUAUCCUCCGAUCCGCGCAAUCACUUCGUGGAGAACGUGGGUACUGCGUUCAAUGCUGGUUGCUUGAGCCAGUGGCCGGAGCCCCUCGGCCUGGCGGCAUUGCGUGACAUGGCGCUCAUCGAGAGAUUUGCGGAUUGUGCACGACAGGAAUACAUGGCACUGGGGCUUCGUGUGGCACUCCACCCGCAGAUUGACCUUGCCACCGAGUACAGAUGGGCUAGGAUAAGUGCAACCUUUGGCGAAGACGCUGAGCUGACGGGAGACUGUGUGGAGGCGUAUGUGCGUGGAUUCCAGGGCCCUCCUGGAGAGUUUGGGUCCAAAAGUGUGUCUACCAUGACGAAGCACUUCCCUGGUGGAGGACCGCAAAUGAAUGGAGAAGAUGCGCAUUUCGAGUAUGGCAAGGAGCAGAUAUACCCUGGAGAUCAGUUUGAAUACCACCUCAAGCCUUUUCGGAGAGCAGUGAAAGCAGGUACUCGUCAGAUGAUGCCAUACUACGGACUUCCGAAGGACACCGAGUAUGAAGAAGUUGGUUUUGGCCUCAACAAGCAGAUCAUCACGGGCUUGCUCAAGAAUCAAUUAGGAUUCCAGGGGAUCGUUUGCACAGACUGGGGUUUGAUCACGGAUGCAUCGAUUCUGGGACAAAACAUGCCGGCUCGAGCCUGGGGCUGCGAAGACUUGACUGAGUUGGAAAGAAUCAAAAAGGUUUUGGAUGCCGGGUGCGAUCAAUUUGGGGGCGAGAUGCGCCCUGAGCUGGUCGUCCAGCUGGUGACUGAAGGAAAGAUCUCAGAAGAUCGUCUCGACGAAUCUGUGCGCAAGCUUCUCACGGAGAAAUUCAUGCUGGGACUUUUCGACCAGCCGUUUGUAGACGUCGAAGCUGCAGCAAGUAUUGUGGGAAAACAACAGUUUAUCGACUGGGGUGAAGAUGCGCAGAGGAGGUCAUUUACACUCCUGACCAACAAGGAGAACGUCCUACCGUUGCAGAAGUCGAACAACAAUGGCCCCAAAUUCUACCUUGAGGGCAUUAAAGCAGAAACAGCUCACGCAAGAAACCUGGAUGUGGUGACUGCCCCUGACGAGGCUGACAUCGCGAUCCUCCGGUUACGGUGUCCGUAUGAGCCACGAAGCGGAGGGUUCGAGGCGUUUUUCCAUGCUGGAAGUCUCGAAUAUGCCGAAGAGGUGAGCGCCAGACUAGACUCGAUCUUCGAAGCAGUGCCCAUCGUCAUUGUCGACAUGUAUCUGGACCGGCCAGGAGUUUUGACUCAGAUAGCUGAGCAAGCGAGCGCUCUGCUUGUCGAUUAUGGCAGUAGUAGUGAUGCCUGUUUGGACGUGGUCUUUGGACACACUGCACCAGAGGGCCGAUUGCCCUUCGACCUGCCUCGUUCGAUGUCAGCGGUGGAGAACAGUAGGGAGGAUGUCCCUUUUGACACGGAGGACCCUGUCUUUCGUUUUGGCCAUGGUUUGCAUUAUGACCAACAACAAGUGUAG